AUGUACAGCAAAAUUUGUAUUUUAUUAUUCAUAUCGUACACUUGUCUAGUGACCGCGGACUCAGUGUCGUUCAUCAAAAAAUGUAAAUGGGACGAUGGUAAAUGUGCUAAGGAAUCAGGUCAAAAUGUAAUACAGAAGUUUGCUGCUGGUAUAUCAGAAUAUAAUGUCGGGGUAUCUGAUCCUCUUCACAUCGAAUAUGUAGACGCUAGUUCACCAAACAUGAAACUGAUUGUCACCGAUGUUGUGGUCACCGGACUGAGGAACUGUGAGGUCAAGAAGAUUCAGAGAUUCGAAGAUAGCUCAAAGUUGAUCGUCAAACUCCUGUGCGCUGCUGAAUUGAAUGGAAAAUAUGACAUGAAAGGACAGCUCUUUGUUAUUCCCAUUGAAGGCAACGGUGGUCUAUAUUCUAAAGUCCCCAAGAUUCAAAUCAACGCAGAAGUAGAUUUAAAUACCAAGCAAGGCAAAGACGGCAAGGACCAUUGGAUUGUGAAGUCAUGGCGGCACACAUUUGAGCUGAAGGACAAAUCUACGGUCAAAUUCGAAAACUUGUUCCCUGAUAACGAAUUUUUGAGAACAUCCACCAACGAACUGAUUGCUCAGAACGGUAAUGAUGUGAUCAUCGAAAUUGGAGCUAAUCUCAUCAAAGCUAUAGUCGGUAAAGUUGUAGAGAACAUCAAGAAAUUCUUCAUCGCAGUACCAAUAGAAGAUCUUUCGCUUUAA
Molecule: messenger RNA, 720 nt
Organism: Spodoptera littoralis (African cotton leafworm)
Lineage: Eukaryota; Metazoa; Arthropoda; Insecta; Lepidoptera; Noctuidae
Source: the annotation of a GenBank genome assembly